AUUUUUCCCAUUGAAAAAUUUCCCAUUGUAACCUGACAUUUAAACCACCCUGUAUAAUAUAGCAUAAACCUAAAUUUCCAGUAAAAUUGGUUACAAUUACAAUAUUGUGGUUCGUGAGACUUCAUCUAUUGAUCCAUGAUGUCAGGAGUAAUUUAUUGUGGAAUUUUGUAUACCAAUUGUGUCUAUUUGCAUAUGUACAUGCAUUAGAUGAAUAAUUAAAUACAUUAGGUAUUUUGCAUAAUAUGAAAAAAACGAUAUCACACUCCGCUUUAAACUUUCAGUGCAUGCUAGAAAUACUCAAUCAGUAAAUAGAAACAAGGAAUAUGUACAACCUGUCUUCAAAUUAAUAUGAAUUUAACCUGACGCCAAAAACAAUAUUUAUUAUUAUGACUUGGUGAAAAUAAACAAUGAUAAGAAUUUUAUAUCGCGACAGACGAAUCUCCUAACACCAGCACCGUCCUAUCGUCGUACACGUAUAUGUAAUGUACAUAGUACAUACAUACGUCUGCUAUAGAUAAUCAGACUUUUCAUUCGGCUUUAGUUGGGUCCACUUGACUUUGUUAAUGCUCUGAUUUCAAAGAGCUGCUGAAUAUUCUCAUGGUGUGAGAGCAUGUUAAUAUGUAACAAGACCAGAUAAUACAGACACAUAAUUCAGUAAUCUCAUUGCUUUAUCUGAAUUUUACUUGAAUACUUUAAAAUAAGUUCUAUUUUAGACCUUCAUUUGUUGUUUGGGAAUAUGAUUUCACACAAAAUUUUAAGAGUCCUGCGUACAGCGGAUAAAUUGCCAAGAUGUAAUAGUAAUUUACUACCUCGAUUCGCCUCAAAUGUGCCCAACACUAGUUUAAAUAACAAAAGGAAAACGACCCAACUAAAGGAGAUGAUAAACUCUCCAAAAUUAGAAUUUAUCAUGGAAGCUCAUUCCGGUCUUAGUGCUCGAAUUGUGGAAGAAUCCGGUUUCAAGGGGAUUUGGGGGAGUGGACUCGCAAUUUCUGCAAUGAUGGGCGUUCGUGAUAGCAAUGAAGCUUCAUGGACUCAAAUUACGGACGUCCUCGAUUUUAUGGCGGAUGCUACUUCAGUGCCAAUUUUAUUAGAUGCAGAUACUGGAUUUGGAAACUUUAACAAUGCAAGAAGACUCGUUUCUAAACUGGAACAAAUUGGAGUUGCUGGAUGUUGCAUGGAGGACAAGCUGUUUCCCAAAACAAACUCUUUGUUGGAUGGAAGAAAACAAGACUUGGCUAACAUUGAAGAAUUCGCCCUAAAAAUUAAGGCGUGCAAAGAUCGCCAAAAAGACCCAGACUUUAUCGUAGUGGCGCGGGUGGAAGCUCUAAUUGCUGGUUGGGGGAUGGACGAAGCUCUCAGACGGGCAGAGGCGUAUCGUAAUGCGGGAGCAGAUGCGAUACUAAUGCACAGUAAAAAGUCGGAUCCAUCCGACAUUGAGGGCUUUAUGAAAGUUUGGAAAAAUCAGGGUCCAGUAGUGGUAGUGCCCACGAAAUACUACAAGACACCAGCCAAAGAUUUGGCAGAUAUGGGCGUCUCAAUGGUUAUAUUUGCAAACCAUAAUAUGAGAACUUGUAUCACGGCAAUGCAAAAAACUACUGCAAGGAUCUUUAAAGAUAAAUCAUUGGUGGGGGUGGAGAGUGAGGUCGCCUCUGUGAAAGAAGUCUUCCGUCUGCAACGAGAUGAUGAACUUAUCGAUGCUGAAAGUAAAUAUUUGCCUGUCAAGUAAAGGUCAAGAAAUAAUCAAAAUAAAAGUUGUCGAACUAUGUAUAUAAAU
Molecule: messenger RNA, 1774 nt
Organism: Folsomia candida
Lineage: Eukaryota; Metazoa; Arthropoda; Collembola; Entomobryomorpha; Isotomidae
Product: phosphoenolpyruvate phosphomutase
Exons: 9
Coding region: 737-1726 (329 amino acids)
Molecular function (GO): phosphoenolpyruvate mutase activity
Source: RefSeq, a predicted model, not a curated record